This is a messenger RNA of Nannizzia gypsea CBS 118893, 771 nucleotides long. RefSeq lists its product as hypothetical. Bases 1 to 771 code for a protein of 256 amino acids. Gene Ontology annotation, cellular component: endoplasmic reticulum membrane; mannosyltransferase complex. Gene Ontology annotation, molecular function: mannosyltransferase activity. The record is from RefSeq and is a predicted model, not a curated record. The transcript has 2 exons. NCBI's taxonomy places the organism in Eukaryota, Fungi, Ascomycota, Eurotiomycetes, Onygenales, Arthrodermataceae. Gene Ontology annotation, biological process: GPI anchor biosynthetic process.
AUGCGGGGUUUACUCUGGUUAGUUAGUGGCCUUGUCGGCCUUGCACUGGCAAACGUCGAGAAGACGAUGUUCAUAUCGCCAAACUUGGACACGGCACAGUCCGCCCUUUUAAAAGCCGAGUUGAACACUCUUUCACCUUUAGCACCGAGCAUUAGAGCACACCUUGACGCUGAGUUUCCAACCGAUACGGCUCCUGCUGGGAAGAGGUCGUGGUAUCGUCUCGAAGGGCUGGUUCCUGGACAACGCUAUGAAGUUCGAGUGUGCUGGCUAGCAACACAACCUACCGAAUUCACUCUAUCAACAUAUACACCAUCUGAGAUUCUUCAGUCUCCAAACCUGCUAGCUUCCCUAGCUGAAUUCUCCGAGCUACAAGCCCACCGUAACCAAAACAGUACUUCACUGGGAACCUCUAUCCGCGCCGCCGAGGUAACGCUGUACCUCGUCGUUGAUGCUGCAGCAGACUACUUCACCUCAGACAAAGCACUGAUGGCAAAUGUCCCACCAGUCCUCGUCGACCUCAUUCUUGACCCCUAUAUUUUUAACAUUCUUCCAACUUCCCUGGUGCCUACUUUGGGCUAUGUUGCGGUUUCAGCUGUACUUGCAUGGUUCAUAUCACGAUAUGUCUGGCUCCAGCUUUCAGCCGCAGCGGAGGUGCUGGAUGUUGAUGCCAGGAAGGAAAGUCAAACACAGCCUCGGUCGGCUCCGGUGCAGAACAAUUGGAUCGGUGCUGCAAGGAAAAAGAAUAACCGAAUUAAUUUUUUCAGCUGUUAA